Molecule: messenger RNA, 1283 nt
Organism: Tetrahymena thermophila SB210
Lineage: Eukaryota; Ciliophora; Oligohymenophorea; Hymenostomatida; Tetrahymenidae
Product: fatty acid desaturase
Exons: 3
Biological process (GO): lipid metabolic process
Cellular component (GO): membrane
Molecular function (GO): oxidoreductase activity, acting on paired donors, with oxidation of a pair of donors resulting in the reduction of molecular oxygen to two molecules of water
Source: RefSeq, a predicted model, not a curated record
AAAAUCAAUAUUUCAUAAUAAUAAUAAGGUAUCUAUCUAUCUAUCAAUAUUUCAAUAAAUAUUAAUUAAAAGGUUAUAAAAUAAGUAAGCAAACUAAAUUUAAAAAACAAGCAUUAUGGGAGUUGAUAAGACUUAAGAAGAAAUUGUUCUUGAAAAUAAACCCGAACUUCUCAACGAAUACAAAUUUAUUUACAAGGAUACUGAAUAUGACUGCACUGAAUAUGCUAAAUCAAAUAAGCAUCCUGGCGGUCUUAAUUUCCUCAAUUUGUUUAUUGAUGAGAAGUAAGAUUUGACUGAAUAUUUCAGAACACUCCAUUCUAAGUAGGCUUUGAAAAUUUUAAAAUCCUUCCCUAAGACUGGCGCAAAAUAAGAGGAGACUGAAUCUUCAAAGAGAUUCUCAAUAUUAAAGAAAAAGCUUAAGCAUUUAUUCGAACCAAACUGGCCUAUCGAAAUUGGUUUAUUCUUAACUACCUUUACUUUAUUUGUCACUGGAUGUUUGACUCAAAAGUGGUAUUUCUCUAUUCCCCUUCUUGUCUUAAUGCAAAUCAUCAGUGGUUGGAUUGGUCACUCUAUGAACCACAAUCGUAACCCUAUAUUAAGAAAAUUCGCUUUAGUCUACGCUCCUCUUUGUGGUGGUUUCUCUAAUAAAUGGUGGGGUAGGAAGCACAAUCAACAUCAUAUGUUCACAAACAACAUUCUAAAGGACGAAGAUAUCUAACACGAUUACAAAUUGUGGUAAUUCCCCUUCUUAUUUUUAAAGUGGAAAUUAGACUCCAUCUUAGCUUCUUAUUAUGAAUUUGAAGGAAUCUUCCUUGCCUUGCACUGGGUAUUAUUAUUCAACUAAAACUUCUAUAUCGUAAUUCUUUCUGAAUUGAUUGCUGGUUUCUUCAGUGCUUCUAUUCUUGUUGGAAAUCAUGAAAAUGAAAUGAAAUUCGAAAGAAGAAUCACUUUACCAUUUUUCGAACAUCAAAUAGCUGCAAGCAGAAACUACGCUUUCCACGACAUAUUCUCUCUACUUAUUAUGGGUGGUAUGUAAUAUUAGACUGAACAUCACUUUUUCCCAUAAAUUCCUUUCUACAGAUUACCCAAAGCUCGUGUCAUAAUUGCUGAAGAAUUAAAGAAGUGGAACCUUAAGAUUCAUGAAGGACCUAUUUUUGAAAAAUCUCACCUUUGAAAAUAAAUAAAUUUAUUUUAAAUGCAUAUUUUAUUAGUAAUACUAACAAUUGUAGGAAAUGUGUUAUGGUUUGUUUACUUAUUACUUUUUAAUCUGAGAAAACAGUCUU